GGCAGGAGAUCGGAAGACAAAAAACAAAAUAAAUUACAAAGUUUAGGUUGGAUUUGAAGGUGAUUUCGACGAGAAUUUGGAGGACCUAGAUGGGUUAUCAUUGGUCUUGUAGGGAACAUUGGUUUUAAAUGUCCUGAUUCACGUCUCACUUGUUUCCGAAGGCUCCAUAUUGGAAUUGGGUACAAUGGAACAGACGGUGGUUCAUAAGUGCUGAUUUUCAGGAGUUACAGAACGGGACUGGCAUAGCGAAGCAUUUCAGUUGAUUGGACUCGGAGAGGUGACAUGGAUGUCUGCAAUGCCAAUUGUUCGAUUCUGCAGGGGUUGAUUUCAUUGAUGACAGAUAGAUAUCAGUUUUUUUUUGUGAGGGUGCCUUUUUAACCUGAGAUGUGGUUUAGAAGUUGAAUUGCAAUCAGUAGUCAAUUUUGUUAACCUUUCUUUCUGUGGGUUUGUUUUCUAUGGAUUGGGCAGGCUAAUAACAGGCUUGGUUUUAUUUUCAUUAUUUUUUCUUGGUUGAGAUGCAAUUUUAAACUUUGAAGUAUCUUGUGUCUUCAAUUGGUUAAUCUGAAGUUCCAAGAGAAUUAUCAUGAGUUUGACUUUGAUGCUUACAACAUAACUUAUAUGAAUAAUUUAGACCAAAGAGGCUCCUUGGUGUCAGUUCAAGAUUUUGAAAUUGUAGCUUUGUUGUACGGAUUUGGCUUUGAAUUUCAGAAGCAGGAAUAAUUUAUGGUGUUUCAGUUAUCUUAUGUUUCCUUUCUAGGAGUACGUCUCCCUCUAAUUUGAAGUAUACAUGCUUUGCUCAACAGUUGGUAAUUGGUUCUGAGCAUUUGAUCCAGGUCCCAUUUUUUUACUUGACUUGGACAAGCAAGAACUGGAGACACUGAAGCCAAUGCUUUUUUUCAUUUUUAAAUUUUUUUUUGCAAUGUGAUUAGUUUUCAUGGAUUAGAUUCAGUUUCAGAGGCUUGUGAGGUAUUGGCAUGAAGUUGGUGAGGUUGAAUUAAAUUCUUGUUAGGUGGUUUCAUAUCAUGCUUGGAUCAUUUGGAAUUUGAUAUUGGCUGGUCCCAGGGUGGUAAUUAGCUAUGUACUUUUAGCAGUGGCCAAUGAGCUAUUUAUAAUGGUUGAGUCAUGGAUGGUGAUCCAUCAAUGGGCACCCCUGACAAUAGGUUCUCUGAACUAGUUGGCAUUGUAAAAUCCUGGAUCCCUCGAAGGACUGAGCCAGCAAAUUUGUCGAGGGAUUUUUGGAUGCCUGAUCAAAGCUGUAGGGUAUGCUAUGACUGUGACUCCCAGUUUACAUUAUUUAACCGUAGGCACCAUUGCCGACUAUGUGGUCGAGUAUUCUGUGCAAAGUGUACUGCAAACUCGGUUCCUGCCCCAUCUGAUGAACCAAAUACUGGCUGUGAAGAUUGGGAGAGGAUAAGAGUCUGUAACUAUUGCUUCAAGCAAUGGGAACAGGGUAAAACAGUGGUCAAUAAUGGGGCUCAAGCAUCAAGUCCAGGUCUCAGUCCUUCACCAUCAGCAACAAGUUUGGUCAGUACCAAAUCUACAGCUACUGGUAACAGCAGCAGCUGCACUGUUAAUUCAAUGCCAUUCUCUACUGGGCCUUACCAACAGGUGCAAUAUAGUUCUAGUCUCAGUCCUAGACAGUCUUCUCAAAUGGAAUUUGGUACAGACAAACAUGACAUAGCAGCAUCUGGGAGCAGCACAGAUCCCAUUGCAGACAUAGGAGAUCCAUCUCCUAGCCAAUUUGUAUUUUGCAUGAACAGGAGUGAUGAUGAUGACGAAGACGAUGAAUAUGGUGAUUAUCAAUCAGAUUCUGAAGCAAGGCAUUUUAAUCAGGUUGAUGACUUUUAUGGUUCUGUUGAGUUUGAUGAGAUUGAUCAUGCCUAUGAACCACAUGAUGUGCACUCUGAUGCUGAAAACAUCGAAAGAACAGGUUUGAGCAGUUCCUCUUUACAUGAGAGUUUAGAUUCACAAGGGCUGGAAGGAAUCAAGAAGCAGGGGGAAGAAACUGAAGGACACGACCGUGGUGAUGCGUGUGAAGCUUCUGCUUCUUUAUAUGGCGUGGAGGGUAUGGAGGCUGAGCCCGUAGAUUUUGAGAAUAAUGGGCUUCUCUGGGUACCUCCUGAACCAGAAGAUGAAGAAGAUGAGAGAGAAGCUGUUUUAUUUGGUGGUGAUGAUGAUGAUGAUGAUGAUGAUGGUGCCACGGGAGAAUGGGGAUAUUUACGCUCUUCAAGCAACCUUGGCAGUGGGGAAUAUCGCAGUAGAGACCGGUCAAGUGAGGAGCACAGGAAAGCCAUGAAAAAUGUGGUUGAUGGGCAUUUCAGGGCUUUGGUAUCUCAGCUGUUGCAGGUUGAAAACCUACCUAUGGUUGAGGAAGAUGACAAGGAAAAUUGGCUUGAGAUAGUUACAUCUUUGUCCUGGGAGGCUGCUACACUUCUUAAGCCAGAUACGAGCAAGAGUGGAGGUAUGGAUCCUGGUGGAUAUGUGAAGGUUAAAUGCAUAGCUUGUGGGCACCGCAGUGAGAGUAUGGUGGUCAAAGGAGUUGUUUGUAAGAAGAAUGUGGCACACAGGCGAAUGGCAUCAAAGAUAGAGAAACCCCGUUUCUUAAUCCUUGGAGGAGCACUUGAGUAUCAGCGAGUUUCUAACCUCCUUUCAAGUUUUGAUACUUUGUUGCAGCAGGAAAUGGACCACUUGAAGAUGGCAGUUGCAAAGAUAGAUGCACACCAUCCCAAUGUCCUUUUGGUAGAGAAGUCGGUUUCUCGUUUUGCCCAAGAUUACCUCCUUGCGAAAGACAUAUCACUUGUUCUGAAUAUUAAGAGGCCACUUUUAGAGAGAAUAGCUCGUUGUAUGGGUGCACAAAUUGUCCCUUCAAUCGAUCAUUUGUCAUCACAGAAGCUGGGGUACUGUGACUCAUUUCAUGUGGAGAAGUUUCUUGAAGAGCAUGGCAGUGCUGGGCAAGGUGGGAAGAAACUGGUGAAGACACUGAUGUUCUUUGAAGACUGCCCAAAGCCAUUGGGUUGCACUAUUUUGCUGAAGGGUGCCAAUGGGGAUGAGUUGAAAAAGGUGAAGCAUGUGGUUCAAUAUGGAGUUUUUGCAGCAUACCAUUUGGCGUUGGAGACAUCUUUUCUUGCCGAUGAAGGGGCUUCUCUGCCAGAACUCCCAUUAAAGUCCCCAAUAACUGUUGCACUUCCAGACAAACCAUCAAGUAUUGACAAGUCCAUUUCCACUAUACCUGAUUUUGCUAUCGCUGCCAUUGGCAAGUGUCAGGGACCACAAUCCAGUACUGAACUGCAAAAAUCUGGAAGAGUCCUCACAUCGGAUGUGACUUUACCAAUCAGAAAUGGAUCUAAUAGCAAAAUGGAAAUGGCCUUAUCACCUUGCUUACCCAAAGAUCUUGACUCUCAGUAUAAAGGACAAGAUCCAAGCUACCACUCUUCUGGUUUUUUCCAUGCCUUAACUCCAUCAAGGCAGUUUGUGUCUGAUUCUUACCUUAAUGAGCCUGAUCCACAUCAUGCCUUUGAGGAUAAAGAUAGGAUGGGCUGUGAGGAAUCUUUUGAGGUCAAACCUUCUGCAUCCAACUGCAGCCAUAAAAACGUGGCUAGCCACCUAAUUUCUAAUGGUUUUGGGGUCCUAGAAACCUCAGAGAAUGGUGGGUUUGUAGGUAAUGGCACUCAAAUCGAUUGCAAUGCAGUUGCUACGAAUAAUCCUAAUGCUUCAGAACUAGCAUCCUUGCAACAUGAUAGUAAUAACUACCAUGAGGGGCAGGGGCCUUCUAAGGAGGAGUUUCCUCCAUCUCCUUCUGAUAAUCAGAGUAUUUUGGUUUCCUUAUCAACCCGGUGCGUAUGGAAGGGUACUGUUUGUGAGCGGGCGCAUUUAUUCCGGAUCAAAUACUAUGGUAACUUUGACAAGCCUUUGGGGCGUUUUUUACGUGACCAUUUGUUUGACCAGAGUUACUGUUGUCAUUCCUGUGAAAUGCCAUCAGAAGCACAUGUUCAUUGUUAUACCCAUCGGCAAGGUAGUGUUACAAUUUCUGUUAAGAAGCUUCCAGAGUUUCUCUUGCCGGGCGAACGAGAAGGGAAGAUUUGGAUGUGGCAUAGAUGCCUGAGAUGUCCUCGGACCAAUGGGUUUCCUCCAGCAACUCAGAGAGUGGUGAUGUCUGAUGCUGCUUGGGGUUUAUCUUUUGGAAAAUUUUUGGAGCUUAGCUUUUCAAACCAUACUGCUGCAAGCAGGGUAGCUAGCUGUGGUCAUUCAUUACACAGAGAUUGUCUUCGGUUCUAUGGGUUUGGGAGAAUGGUUGCAUGCUUUCGUUAUGGUUCAAUUGAUGUUCAUUCUGUUUAUCUUCCACCCUCUAAACUUGACUUUAACUAUGGAAGUCAAGAAUGGAUACAGAAAGAAGCAAAAGAGGUGGUUGACAGGACAGAACUUCUUUUUACUGAAGUACUCAACAGUCUCCAUGAGAUUGUUGAGAAAAGAUCAGGUUUAGGAUUCCUUAAAAGUGGUGUGAAAGCAGCUGAAUCAAGACAUCGUGUUGCAGAACUAGAAGGGAUAAUACAAAAGGAGAAGGCAGAAUUUGAGGAAUCUCUCCAUAAAGCUCUGAACAGGGAGGCAAAGAAGGGCCAACCUAUAAUUGAUAUCCUUGAGAUUAAUCGGUUGCAGAGGCAGCUGCUCUUUCAGUCUUACGUGUGGGACCGCCGCUUGAUAUAUACAGCCAAUUUAGACAACGACCAUCAGGAAGGGCUAAGCAGCUCUAUGGCAAAAAGCAAGGAGAAAACCCUUGAUUCGAUUGAGAAGCUUGUUGAGAUGAACACUUCUAAUAAUACAAGUAAGGCUUUAUCCAGUUGUGACUCAAUUUGGGAUGGGAAGCCUGAUGAAAGCCUUAAUCAAGGAGGAUCUGGUGAGCAGCCUAAUCAGGAUGCCUUAGCUAGUCAAGGAAGAGAGAUGAAUCAAGAUCCAAACAAUGAGAAGGAAGGCAUGGUUUAUUUGUCUACUGGCCAAAAGUUUGAUGAUCAAUUUGAUCCUUUGGAAUCUGGAGUAAUUCGUAGGGUUCUCUCAGAGGGGCACUUCCCAAUUAUGGCAAGUUUGUCAGACACUCUUGAUGCAGCAUGGACAGGUGAAAAUCACCCAGGAAGUGCAACACCAAGAGAGAAUAGUUGUACAUUUCCUGAUGCAGCUGUUGUUGAUUCGUCAGUCAUGAUAGAUGUUGCAGUGGCAAAACCGGAGUUGGAAGAGCAUUUGGAAAACCGAGAUGGAGCUGAGAUAUCUCAAUCUCUUGGACCUGCAAGAGCAAUCAAGGGAACUGACAAUGUGUAUGACACUACAAGCUGGGUAAGCAUGCCUUUCCUAAACUUCUACCGUUCUUUCAACAAAAUUUCUUCAGGAAGUGCUCCAAAGCUCGAUACGCUUAGUGGAUAUGAUCCUGUCUAUGUCACAUCGUUUCGGGACUUAGAGCGUCAAGGUGGUACCAGAUUUCUGUUGCCUAUAGGUUUCAAUGACACUGUUGUGCCAGUUUAUGAUGAUGAACCCACAAGUAUUAUAUCAUAUGCCCUGGUCUCUCAGGAUUAUCAUGCCCAGAUGUCUGAUGAGCGGGAUAGACCAAAAGAUGGGGGAGACUCUUUAGUCUCCUUACCAUCUUUUGAUUUGGUGAAUUUUCAUUCAUUUCAUCUAUUUGAUGAAAUGACCUCCGAAUCAUUUAGAAGUCUUGGGUCCACAGAUGAUAGCAUCUUAUCUAUGUCUGGGUCCCGGAGCUCUCUGAUGUUGGAACCACUCUUAUCUACAAAGGCAUUGCAUGUGAGAGUUUCUGUUACAGAUGAUGGCCCUCUAGGGAAGGUGAGGUAUACUGUUACUUGCUACUAUGCUAAGCGGUUUGAGGCCUUGAGGAGAACAUGUUGCCCAUUUGAGUUAGAUUUCAUAAGGUCCCUCAGUCGCUGUAAGAAGUGGGGGGCCCAAGGUGGCAAGAGCAAUGUCUUUUUUGCAAAAACCUUGGAUGAUCGGUUUAUCGUCAAACAGGUUACAAAGACAGAGCUAGAAUCUUUCAUCAAGUUUGCUCCUGAGUAUUUCAAAUACCUCUCUGAUUCGAUUGGCACAGGAAGUCCUACAUGUCUGGCAAAGAUUCUGGGGAUUUACCAGGUGACAUCGAAGCACCUUAAAGGGGGGAAGGAGUCAAGGAUGGAUGUUUUAGUCAUGGAGAAUCUUCUGUUUGGGCGGAAUGUUACAAGACUUUAUGACCUUAAGGGAUCUUCUCGGUCACGGUAUAAUCCAGAUUCAAGUGGGACCAAUAAGGUUUUGCUGGAUCAGAACCUCAUAGAAGCAAUGCCAACUUCUCCGAUUUUUGUGGGAAACAAGGCAAAGCGGUUGUUGGAGAGAGCUGUUUGGAAUGAUACUUCUUUUCUUGCGUCCAUUGAUGUAAUGGAUUACUCAUUACUGGUCGGGGUGGAUGAGGUGAAGCAUGAGCUGGUUGUGGGGAUAAUUGAUUUCAUGAGGCAGUACACCUGGGACAAACACCUCGAGACAUGGGUGAAGGCUUCAGGGAUACUUGGUGGUCCAAAGAAUUCAUCUCCAACUGUAAUCUCUCCCAAGCAAUACAAGAAACGGUUCAGAAAAGCCAUGUCUGCUUAUUUCCUCAUGGUACCAGACCAAUGGUCUCCUUCAACCAUUAUCCCCAAUGGGUCCCAAUUGGACGUCUGUGAAGAGAAUGCACAAGGUGGGGCUUCACUUGAAUGAUACUAUGAAAAAAAAAAGUUUCUUGUAUAUGUGAAGAUAUGUAAGUUGGGGUUCAAUGCCCUCUUUUUCUUCUAUUUUUUUUAACCCCUUUUUAUUCAGUCUGUCAAUGCUUCUUUUACUUUAUCCUUUUUUUUUUUUGAUGAAUUUUACUUUAUCCUUUUCUCCAUUAUAUUUUCUUUAGGAUGGUAGAUGUAUUCCUGUUCUUAGGAAAAUAUAUGUCAAUGAUUUGUUAGAAGAAUGAACAAGGCGGUUUGAUGCCAAGAAAUUCACGACGGAGGAAUAAUAUUAAAUUGUUUUUCUGUCUGUCAGUUACAUGUAUAAUAUCUUUUUUGUGUAUGUAUGCAUCAUUUGCAAUAUAUUCGUCACAAUACAUCAGUCAAUUUCUUUGUAUUGGAUCUGGCAUUAAUUCUCCC
Nelumbo nucifera (sacred lotus) is the source of this 7130-nucleotide messenger RNA. NCBI's taxonomy places the organism in Eukaryota, Viridiplantae, Streptophyta, Magnoliopsida, Proteales, Nelumbonaceae. The record is from RefSeq and is a predicted model, not a curated record.